Rhizopus microsporus ATCC 52813 is the source of this 912-nucleotide messenger RNA. Its product is annotated as winged helix DNA-binding domain-containing protein. Gene Ontology annotation, molecular function: DNA-binding transcription factor activity; sequence-specific DNA binding. The record is from RefSeq and is a predicted model, not a curated record. Lineage: Eukaryota; Fungi; Mucoromycota; Mucoromycetes; Mucorales; Rhizopodaceae. The transcript has 3 exons. Gene Ontology annotation, biological process: regulation of DNA-templated transcription. Bases 1 to 912 code for a protein of 303 amino acids.
AUGUCUGACCAUUUCGUCGAAGGGACAGAACAAAAACUUUCAGGCAAACACGGUUACAUUGAACAAUUCUUUAGAGUGACUCCAACAAAAAACGCGGCAUUCAUUACGAAAUUAUACAAGCAAGUAAACAAACUAUUUUCUACGAGCGCUCUUUUAACAUUUAACAGUAUGGUAGAGGAGGAGAGUACGGCUCAUUUGAUUACUUGGACCGGAUCUGGAGAUAAAUUUACAAUCUUUAAUAAUGUCGAAUUCUCCAAUAAGGUCUUGCCUCGUUAUUUUAAACACUGCAACUGGUCUAGUUUUGUAAGACAAUUGAACAUGUACGAUUUUCAUAAAAUCAACGAAAAUAACUCAGAAGGAGAUAAAUCUCCUAAAAGCAACAAUGAACAACAAAGAUGGGAUUUCAAGCAUCCUUACUUUAUGCGUCAUGGAAGAGAUCGUUUACACAAGAUUAGACGAAAAUCACCUCGACAUCGCAUUGCUAACACAGGCUGUGAAUCGUCUAAUAGCAGUAGUUCGUGUGGCAAUACUCCGGAAGAUCCAACGACUGGAUCAUUAAUCUACAACACAAGUUAUACCAACAAUGUGCAAAUGAAUGAAAACAAAGCACUUGAAGAUGUCAUUCUUCAAUUAAAAAGCACCACUGAGCAGAUCGAACUGAAGCUUGAAUCUACCACAAAUGAAGUACUCUAUCUAAGGCAAGUUGCUGCCACACAACAAAAACUUUUGAAUGACCUAUUGGGUUGUAUACACCACUUGAAAGGUGGCAAUAGAUCCCUAAACUCGGAACAGUCAAGGAAACCAACGAAAAUACAUGAGCUAUUGGAAUCAAAUAACAGUUGCUAUGGUGAUCACCCAAUCCGCUCCGAACCAUCUAGUGGGCGUGGUCACGCUAAACGCCGCAAAACUUAG